Molecule: messenger RNA, 468 nt
Organism: Arachis stenosperma
Lineage: Eukaryota; Viridiplantae; Streptophyta; Magnoliopsida; Fabales; Fabaceae
Product: secreted RxLR effector protein 161-like
Exons: 1
Coding region: 1-468 (155 amino acids)
Source: RefSeq, a predicted model, not a curated record
AUGGAGAAUGCCAAACCUAUAGGCACUCCCAUGCAUCCAAACUCUCGGUUAAAUAAGGAUGAAACUGAGAAAGAUGUUGAUAAAACUAUGUAUAGAAGUAUGAUAGGUUCUCUCAUGUAUCUUACAUCCUCUAGAUCUGAUAUAGUGCAAAAUAUUGGGGUUUAUUCUAGAUUCCAAUCACAACCUAAAGAAUCACAUCUUUCUGCAGUAAAAAGAAUCAUUAGAUAUGUACAUGGCACAUCUAACUAUAGUUUAUGGUAUCCUAGGUCUGAUAAAUUUUCUACAGUUGGUUAUUGUGAUGCAGACUUUGCUGGAGACAUAAUUGAUAGAAGAAGUACUUAUGGUAUAUGUUAUUUUCUGGGCUAUUCAUUAAAUGUAUGGUCAAGUAAGAAGCAGUCUACAGUGGCUCUCUCCACUGCAGAAGCUGAAUACAUUGCUGCAUCUUUUUGUUGUUCCCAAUUGUUGUAG